AUGUCGAGUUUGGAGUCUAGAAAGCAUGUUUCCCCGGACUCGGGCUUCCCAAUUUCCUUACAUCCCCACUUCCAUCCGAAGAUCAAAGAUCACGUACCACCAGAGCCUGUUCGUGAGGAGAGAUUCCCAGACAAGGAUAGAGCCUCCUUCGCCGAUCCCAAAAAGACGGCCCUCCUUUCAGGCGCGAAAACAUUUGAGUUGACAGAAUCAAUCGGCACAGUGCUGGAAGGUGUGCAGUUGUCGCAACUUUCGGCACAGCAGCUAGAUGAACUAGCACUUCUCGUUACAGAGCGCGGGGUCGUCUUCUUCCGGAACCAGGACCUGACAACUGAGGGCCAAGUGAAGCUGUUCGAGCAUUACGGCACUCUCGAUCGUCAUCCUGCGCAAAAGGAUGUGAAGUACGUUAUCAUCAAGGGCAGCCGCGAGGAUCACCGUGAAAUACUCAAGUACACUCCUUGGCCCUCUGGAGACUUUCACGCCGACACGUCUUUCGAGAUCAACCCGCCGUCCUACUCCUUGUUGCGCAUGGAGGAACACCCUGAGGUCGGCGGUGAUACGGCUUGGGUGUCCCAAUAUGGACUUUAUGAUGCUCUCAGCGAGGCCAUGAAGAAAUUCGUUGACGGCCUUCACGCAGUACACACCUCACGAUUGCAAUAUGAUACAAUUUUAGACCUCUGGGGCACUGGCCCGAACCGACCUCCCAUUGAUUCACAUCAUCCAGCUGUCAGAACACAUCCCGUCUCCGGACUCAAGGCGCUUAACGUCAAUCCAGGCUUUGUAACCGGCUUUGCCGAAUUGAAAAAAUACGAGGCGGACAAAUUGUUGGACUUCUUCGCAUUCCACAUCCACUCUGCUGACGAUCAUGCCGUUCGCUGGAAGUGGGAAGUGGGUAGCGUGGCUAUGUGGGAUAAUAGAUGUACAAUUCACCGCGUCAUUCCCGGAACGUACGAUGCACCACGCAAGGGUAUCAGAACAACCGUAUUUGGUGAGAAGCCCUACUUCGAUGCAAAUAGCGAAAGCAGAGCCGAGCGGGUGGCAAGAUUGAAAGAAAACAGCCAACAAAACUAA
This is a messenger RNA of Colletotrichum godetiae, 1068 nucleotides long. Its product is annotated as alpha-ketoglutarate-dependent sulfonate dioxygenase. The transcript is spliced from 3 exons. Lineage: Eukaryota; Fungi; Ascomycota; Sordariomycetes; Glomerellales; Glomerellaceae. Gene Ontology annotation, cellular component: cytoplasm. Gene Ontology annotation, molecular function: 2-oxoglutarate-dependent dioxygenase activity. The record is from RefSeq and is a predicted model, not a curated record. The coding region runs from base 1 to 1068 and encodes 355 amino acids.